Molecule: messenger RNA, 2510 nt
Organism: Amphiprion ocellaris (clown anemonefish)
Lineage: Eukaryota; Metazoa; Chordata; Actinopteri; Pomacentridae
Gene: rab11al
Product: RAB11a, member RAS oncogene family, like
Exons: 5
Coding region: 256-906 (216 amino acids)
Biological process (GO): exocytosis; neurotransmitter receptor transport, endosome to postsynaptic membrane; melanosome transport
Cellular component (GO): transport vesicle; axon; postsynaptic recycling endosome
Molecular function (GO): GTPase activity; GTP binding
Source: RefSeq, a predicted model, not a curated record
CCUCAGUAAUGGCAAGUGACAGAGGGUGAGGAAGACGAGGCGAAACUUUUCUAGCUGUGCUAGUUGCAAUUUUGCUAAUUUAUCUUUGACAGCAGCAGCGGCAGGACCGUGUUGUUUAUACCGUGACAGGGAAUUAGCGCCGCCGUCGCCUGAGUGACACUUUCUCCGUGGUUGUCGCUCGGUGUCGAAGUAACUGGAAACGCCAGAAGUUUGUCCGACUUCGAGUGAAUAAACAGUCGCCGGAGAGGAGAAACUAUGACCAACAGAGAAGACGAGUAUGACUACCUCUUCAAAGUGGUGCUGAUCGGAGAUUCAGGUGUAGGGAAGAGUAAUCUGCUGUCCCGAUUCACCCGCAAUGAGUUCAACUUGGAGAGCAAGAGCACCAUCGGGGUGGAGUUCGCCACACGCAGCAUCCAGGUAGAGGGCAAGACCGUGAAGGCUCAGAUCUGGGACACAGCCGGACAGGAGCGAUACCGAGCCAUCACUUCCGCGUACUACCGCGGAGCAGUUGGGGCUCUGUUGGUUUACGACAUAGCCAAGCACCUGACGUACGAAAAUGCCGAGCGCUGGCUGAAGGAGCUGCAGGACCACGCAGACAGCAAUAUAGUCAUCAUGCUCGUAGGAAACAAAAGCGAUCUACGCCACCUAAGGGCAGUGCCCACAGACGAGGCCAAGGCCUUUGCAGAGAAGCAUGGCUUGUCCUUCCUGGAAACGUCAGCAUUAGACUCAUCCAAUGUGGAGCUGGCUUUCCAGACCAUCCUCACAGCCAUCUACAACAUCGUGUCACAGAGGCAGAUGUCAGGACGGAGCGACUCUGACUUUUCCCCGGCAUCUAACGUUGUGCCCAUCACAGUUGAACCCACCCAAAACUCCUCCAACAAGGGUGUCUGCUGCCAGACCAACUGAGACUUUACCACGGGGCCUCCUCCUUCACCUCCAGGAAAAUGGAGAAAGAGCCAGACAGACAAAGACAGACAGAUGGACAGGGAAAAUGGAGAGACAGGUAGAGAGAUUCACACAAGGACACUUGUAGUUGCUUUGAUGUGUCUUUUGUCUGGUUAAGAAAACUUAGAACAGUGUGAAGGAGGGAUGGUAAAGAGGUUUAGAUGGACAGACAGGGAAAAUUGGAGUCAGUGGAAAGAGAACAGGUGAAGUGCACGGUCCAUGAUCAGAAAUGAUUCACAAUCCUAAUGAAAAUUUAACACAUUGUAAGGUCCCUUUUGCAUCUCGUCAAAAUUUCUGUCUUUGCAAACUGUCCUGCCUUUGAAAGCUCUAUUUUACAAGCUAGUAAAUGCUUCCUUUCAGUUUCCCACUCCCAGGAUAUUGAGCAGUAAAAAUCUACUUUCAAAAGACUGAACUGCAACCCCUCUGUCGUCACUGUCCUUCCCACUUUCCCAAAAUGUAGAGUAUUUAGAAAAUAAUGUCCCUUACAAUAUUUAUUGAACACUAGAUUAACACCUUGUUUGGCCAAAGGGUGAGAUUUUCUACACUGAUUUCUUCACAGCAAAGGGAGCUCUCUUGUUUUCUUUUGUCUACAAUCGUUUCUGUCUCUGAAGAAGCUUGUAAGGGUAACUGUCCCCCGCUAAUGGAGGGGCAUGGGCCUCAGGUCAUUUUUCCUAAAUGCACACGCUUGAAUUUGGUCGAAGUCGGUUGGUUCAAGUUGUGUUCCAAGCAGGCCUCUCAGAGCAAUAACAUCCCUCCCUAACAGUGACAUGCAAUUUCUUUUUGAUUGCUUUUGAUCUUUGUUUGGAAGGCUUUCCUGCUCUGUGCACACUUUGUACUCCACAGAUGAGUCAUGCUCUUACAAGCUUUGCACAGCGUUAACUCUAAAUGAGAUGGGAUAGCUGCAUUGCUGGUGGAUGGGUUAACUGCUGACGCCCGCCUCAGCCCUGCCCUGAACAUUCGGGUGCAGUGGCAGGGAGUUUGGUUUGAAUGCAUGGACAGCCCUGUACUGCUGCUGCUUCCUGCUAGCUGGGAUGGAUGGAUGGAUGGAUGGAUGGAUAAUGUUUCAGGGGAUGAGGUGGUGAGGGCACUCAGCCCUGCCCUGCUCCUGUGGUCUCUGAUGUACCCGAGAUGGCUUGUUUUACUGUAAAUGAAAUCCUCCACUGCCUGCUCACCUACUCCUUUCCGUCUCUGUGCACUGUAUCUAACUGGAACAGGACUCUGCCUUCUGGGAUCUCCCUGAGGUCUGCCCUCGCUCUCACUUGUCUUUAUUUCCUGUGGAGGGGGCGGGGGUUGUAUUCAGGGUCCAGGAUUGCGUUUGUUAGUAUCUAAUAGUUUAAUAGAUGAGGAAAGGGAGAAAGGACGGUAGCAUUAGGCGGGGCUUGAUUAAAUCCAAAGGUUAUGGACACAGAUGGUGUUUAUCCUGCUGAUGUGUUUCCACAUCAACACAGACUUCUGUUGACUUCACAGCUCUUAAACUGGGUGGUGUAGGUUAGGGCUUUUUAAACAUUUAUUCUAAUAUAUGUAUAUUUGGACUGCAUAUGUUUAAAUAAAUCUCAUUUGUUAUA